UUCCCAUACAACCCAAAAUCGACUCCUUCACGGGAACAUCUUCUCUACGACCGAGCAAAAUCUCCUUCCCCUUGUGCUCCGUCCCGGUGCCAACCUUUCAAAUCUUCCCUUCCUACAACCUUUGCGAUCCCUAGGAAUUGAAAGUUCAAGCGUGUUACUGCAACUUCAAAAGUCGGCAUUCCGUUCUCCUAUCUGUAAAAGCAAUCACUCUUUCUCCAUAAUUCUACCAUGGAGUACCUCUCAUUACACGAUACUCCACAUCGAUACGAAAAUCGCAACAAGAUGUCAGAGGGCAAGUAUCACCAGCAGCACAAUGGCUCUUCACUACCCAGUAUGGCAGCGAACCACGACUCAAGACACUCGCCGCCUAUUCAGCCUGGAGAACAAAGACUCACAUCACAUACUCUCCCUUCGUUCUCCCAAUUUCUCUCCGCCACGCAGCAGGAACCCUCUCCUCCGCAUACCCCUUCACGAAGGGAUGGAUCGAUAGAGAGCUCACCACGCAGGGAGGUUCCAACGUUCAGUGAUCCCAUCUGGCGACGCAGUGAUGAGCCACGGGCUGGUUCGAUGGACUCAACCGCAUCGUUCAACUCUCCUAGGGGUUCCUUUGCGCCUAUUCUACCAACCGUUUCUUCAUCCCAACAAUCGGGCUACCAGCAUCAACGAAGCCAUCCAACUCAUCAUCACCACCGGCCCAGCCUACCAUACCCACCCCCACCAGCCAGCUCAGUAGUCCAUGCUCGUCAUCAAUCGACACCGGCACCUCCUGGGACGCAGUCCCACUACCCACAAGCCGGAUCAAGUGCAGUGCCACAGCACGCUUACCAAACCACUCCCAUCCAGGGAACAGCAUCUAGUUUCGAUCAUCGGCCAAGCAAUUUUCACGAUAGCCACCAGGCAUCACAAGGCUACACGUACGAAAGGCCUGCGCAUGACUACUAUGGACACCCUGCGCACCCUCCAAAUUAUCUCCAUUACGGUCACGGUGCUUACACUCCGCCACCUGCAUCGUACAGCUAUCAAUUUCAUAACCAACAAGGCAUGGACCAGGGAACUUUCAACAGAAAACGGCGCGGAAAUCUACCUAAAGAAGCAACGGGCAUUCUUAAAGCUUGGUUCCAAGCGCAUCGUGAUUCACCUUACCCUGGCGAAGAGGAGAAAUUACAAUUAUGUGCUCAAACCCAGCUCACUCUCAACCAGGUUUCCAAUUGGUUUAUCAAUGCUCGCAGACGAGCACCUCCUCAAAAGUCGGAUCCUCACCGACAUCGCGACCACGACCGGGAGCAAGAUGCUCUCUGAAGCGAUAUAACAAUAUCGAAGCGCCGUAAGAUUACUUGACGGACAUCUUACUUCGCAUUGAACACCGAGACACUUCUCACUGGCAUCGAACUACCCUCGUCGCUCCUUGCUG
Messenger RNA from Aaosphaeria arxii CBS 175.79, 1411 nucleotides. RefSeq lists its product as uncharacterized. The record is from RefSeq and is a predicted model, not a curated record. The coding region runs from base 229 to 1299 and encodes 356 amino acids. Lineage: Eukaryota; Fungi; Ascomycota; Dothideomycetes; Pleosporales. Gene Ontology annotation, molecular function: DNA-binding transcription factor activity, RNA polymerase II-specific; RNA polymerase II cis-regulatory region sequence-specific DNA binding. The transcript has 5 exons. Gene Ontology annotation, biological process: regulation of transcription by RNA polymerase II.